UCAUCGUUUCAGUUGUGAAGAACAAUACAUAGCAUUUCAGAUUUUGCACCAAACAAAACUCAGAUUUUGCACCAAACAAAACUUAUCAGAAACUCUUGUUCUUCAUCUUCUUCUUCUUCAUCUUCAUCUUGAAAUCCAUGGAAUACAGAACCUUAGAACUCAACAUCAUAUCAGCAAAAGACAUAAAGAAUGUUAAUCUUUUCUCGAAGAUGGACGUUUACGUCGUCAUGUCGCUCACCGGUGACCCUUAUCAUCUUCAAACGGCAACCACCCACGUGGACAAAGACGGCGGUUGCAACCCCAAAUGGAACUAUCCGGUGAAAUUCUCCGUCAACGAAGCGCUGGCAAAGGAGAACCGUUUGACCCUCGAGGCCAAACUCGUCUCCGAUCGCACCCUCGGCGACACCAUCAUCGGCACCGUCCAUGUUCCUCUCAGGGAGCUCGUCGACAACCCCGGCGAAGACGACGGCUUCCGAGACGUCAGCUACAAGGUCGUCAAAUCUUCAGGAAAAUCCAAGGGGUCAUUCAAUUUCUCUUACAAAUUCGCCGAAAAGGUCUCUAAUUCCUUCUCCGCCGGAAGGCUCUCCGCCGCCGCCGCCGCGUCAAAAACAGAAACGGAGCCAGUGAUGGCUUACCCUCCUCAGACCUCCGCGGGAACAAGUGCAAUUCCUUUCGGAACAUCACAUCCUCCGCCGCCGCCCAACCCGGCUCCACAAUAUGGAUACCCACCCCAACAACCGUCUUACACCGGAUACCCACCGGCUCAACCCGGAUACGGGUAUCCACCUCAACAGAGCUACGGUGGAUACCCCCCACAACAAAACGGAUACGGUGGAUACCCACAGCAAAACGGUUAUGGUUAUGGAUAUCAAGGGUACCCCCAACAAGGUGGAUAUGGAUAUCCACCGGCCCAGAAACCAAAGAAGAACAAUUUCGGAAUGGGGUUGGGAGCUGGAUUGCUCGGCGGUGCCUUGGGUGGUAUGUUGAUCGGAGAUAUGGUAUCUGAUGCUGCGGAUUAUGAUGCUGGAUACGAUGCUGGAUUUGAUGAUGCCGGUGGAUUUGAUUUUUAAAUCUUUUCUUUAUAGUUAGACGUGUGUUUUUAUGGAUUCCAGAUUUCAUUGUUGUUUUUUUUAAGGUUGAGUGACGAUGUUUCAUGAUGCUGUUUUAUCAGUAUUUGUUUCAUAUCUACCUCGUUAUUUGACUUUGUAUUUAUCUGGUAUGACAUAACAUACGUACAGCUUUGUGAUUUCCUCACUGUUCAUUUCUAUUCUAUUCACAGAUGAGAUCAAGAAGAGGUUAAUUAUACGUAUAGUUUGGGAUAUGAUAGAUAUGAUAUUAUGAUAUGA
Molecule: messenger RNA, 1346 nt
Organism: Vigna unguiculata (cowpea)
Lineage: Eukaryota; Viridiplantae; Streptophyta; Magnoliopsida; Fabales; Fabaceae
Product: protein SRC2-like
Biological process (GO): defense response
Source: RefSeq, a predicted model, not a curated record